UGCCUCUAUACAACCAUAGAAUGGCAUAACCUGUAAAGUAUUUAGCAAAAUAGAGUGGAAGUAAAAUAUAUCUCAAGGUAAUAAGUUUUUCUUCUACCUUUUAGCCAACUAUUGCUUUCAUAAAAGUAACGGAACCUUUCUCCUACCUUCUCCGCAUUACGCAUCAACACCAUCACUUCCACGAUUCAGUUGAGACUGGGUAAGACUCUGAACAACACGAACAACUUUUCUUAAUAUUACUGUGUUUCCCAAGUAAAAAAGUUUAUUAAAACAUACACAAUGGGGGCUAUUGGAGGACUUAGUGCGAGAAUUGUGCUGAUCAGUGUACUGGUGAUUGUAAAUGCUGGGGAUAUGAUGCGAAAGAGUAUAGUAUUUGAUAAAAAUACCCCUGACGUAUUUUAUUGUCCUCAACACAAACCAACAGGCUUUGAGAAAAUGAUUGUCAAAGCUAAACCUCUAUCCAGACUUUGUCAAUUCGAAGGUGGUCCAAUACCUGAAGAUUACAAAAGUGAUUGUUACAAUGAUGUAGACGAAACGGAGUAUGCAUGCAAAGAAAAGUAUAGGAUUAUGAAACGAUUCAAAAAAAUGGAAAUUCAAAGACGGCCCAUUGACAACGACUACAUCGAGAAAUAGAUGAAAAUAUUCAUGAUGCUAUUCAUCGUCAUCAAUUUAUGACUACUUACUAUACUAAUAGGAGUAAUAGAAAUUAUCAUCCACUAAUAAUCACACCCGCCGUUAAUUAGAUUUCAUAGAUUUAAUGCUCAAUUAAUCCUACUCUGAAUAAACCUUCGGAGUGUCAAGGAUACAGGGUGCUUAAUCGAAUUAUUUCAUUAACGACUUUUUUUACGUAAACACUUAACCAAAUAAGUCAAGUACUAAUUGUAUUAGUAGUAAUCUUGAAUAAUAAAGUAUUAAUUGAUUUAAUAUAUUAAAUAA
This is a messenger RNA of Chelonus insularis, 936 nucleotides long. RefSeq lists its product as uncharacterized. NCBI's taxonomy places the organism in Eukaryota, Metazoa, Arthropoda, Insecta, Hymenoptera, Braconidae. The record is from RefSeq and is a predicted model, not a curated record. The transcript has 4 exons. Bases 280 to 633 code for a protein of 117 amino acids.